UGCUCUGCUAUGCGCCUCUGCUUGAACACUCAAAAAGAUUCAGAGCUGAGAAACUCUUGACAACGGUAAUUAAUGGCGCCUAAAACCUUCUCUACAUUCCUCUCUCCUGUCCCUCUCCCACAUCAGCUCACACGCUUUAACCCUAAAUUCAUCAGAAUUUACGCAAAACCUAUUUCCAUCUUUUGCAAAUCCAAAGAAUCGCAAAAAACGCCAGUUUCAGAGACCCAAUUAUCCGUUUCCAUGCCCGAAACCGAUGGUACAGGGGCAGCUGCCCCGACUCCGGGAGAGAAAUUUCUUGACCGCCAAAAGGCAUACAAAGCUGCUAAACUAGUAAUGAAAGAGCCUAAGAAGAAGAAAGGGAAAGAGAAAGAGAAGGCUUUGAAGGUUAACAUGACGGUGGCUUGUUGUUACGGGUGUGGAGCUCCAUUGCAGACUUUGGACCAGGAAGCUCCGGGUUAUGUCCUUCCGGAAACUUAUGAAUUGAAGAAGAGACACCGCCAGCUUAGAACUGUUCUUUGUGGGAGAUGUAAGCUUUUAUCUCAUGGCCAUAUGAUAACUGCUGUCGGUGGGAAUGGAGGGUAUCCUGGAGGGAAGCAGUUUGUUUCAGCUGACGAGCUUCGGGAAAAACUGUCUCACUUGCGUCAUGAGAAAGCUCUGAUCGUCAAAUUAGUUGAUAUUGUGGACUUCAAUGGCAGUUUUUUGGCUCGUGUGCGUGAUCUUGCUGGUGCAAAUCCAAUAAUAUUAGUUAUAACUAAGAUUGAUCUCCUUCCAAAAGAGACUGAUCUUAAUUGUGUUGGUGAUUGGGUUGUAGAGGCCACUACAAAAAAGAAGCUUAAUGUUCUAAGCGUCCAUCUUACAAGCUCAAAGUCAUUAGUUGGAAUUGCUGGAGUUAUCUCAGAAAUUCAGAAGGAGAAAAAGGGCCGGGACGUGUAUAUUCUGGGUUCAGCUAAUGUUGGGAAAUCUGCAUUCAUCAAUGCUUCGCUGAAAAUGAUGGCACAACGGGAUCCAGCAGCUGCAGCUGCUCGGAAAUACAAACCAGUACAAUCUGCUGUUCCUGGAACUACCUUAGGUCCAAUUCAGAUUGAUGCCUUCCUUGGAGGAGGGAAAAUAUUUGAUACACCUGGAGUUCAUCUCCACCACAGGCAAGCUGCGGUUGUUCAUUCAGAAGAUUUGCCUAUCCUUGCUCCUCGGAGUCGUCUUAGGGGUCAAUCUUUCCCUAAUGCUAAGUUGGCCUCAGAAAAUGGGGUAGCAAACAAAUUUGAAUCGAAUGGCUUGAAUGGGUUUUCGAUAUUUUGGGGAGGUCUUGUGCGGAUUGACAUCUUGAAGGUUCUACCAGAAACAAGCUUAACAUUUUAUGGCCCCAAGGCUUUGCAGAUUCAUAUAGUACCCACUGACCAAGCAGAUGAAUUUUACCUGGAAGAACUUGGAGUUCUAUUGACGCCUCCAACUGGAAAAGAGAGAGCAGAAGAUUGGAAAGGACUUGAAAUUGUGCGUCAAUUGCAAAUAAAGUUUGAAGACGCAGAAAGACCUGCAAGUGACAUAGCUAUAUCUGGUCUUGGAUGGAUUGCUAUUGAACCUGCAAGCAAAUCACUCAGAAGGCCUGAUAUGAAUUUAGGAGAAAUUGCCAAAGAACUGCAUUUGGCUGUCCAUGUUCCGAAGCCAGUCGAGAUUUUUGUUCGGCCUCCACUGCCAGUGGGCAAAUAUGGAGCAGAGUGGUACCAGUAUCGAGAGUUAACAGAAAAGGAAGAGGAAUUGAGACCAAGAUGGAAUUUCUAAUUUUUUCAAAAUCUUUUAAGCAAUUCUGUACUUAGUUUGCCAAACUGUAAAAGGAUUAUGUAAUAAUGUAGAGGAUUUCUCAGUUUUUAACGAAUGACAAAGGAGAUACUGAGGUUGCUGAUGCCAAACGACCAGCGGAAAGCCGGUUUUAUCGUUCCAAAUGGCACGCUAUCGUUCUUGAACAACGUGAAAGGAGGCUGUCGUUUACGAACGAUCUAGACCAAACGAGAUGGCUAAUGUGUAGUGUAGUAUAGUGGCGACUUAACCAUUUGUCGUCGACAAUAGUAUAGUGGCGACUUAACAAUUUGUCGUGGUUGUCGACGACAGGUAGUUGGUUUUACCAAGAGUGAUAAAAUCAUUAGUGGGCUUCAUAUGCUAACAACAGCGGAUAACCAGAACAAGCCUGGCCCAUUUAUACUUUGUUUGGACAAGGGCAAAAGGACGAUAAGGAAAAAAUAAAUAAUGGAAUGUUAUUUUCUUUUCUUAAA
Messenger RNA from Jatropha curcas, 2264 nucleotides. It is a transcript of the gene NOA1, whose product is annotated as P-loop containing nucleoside triphosphate hydrolases superfamily protein. Gene Ontology annotation, molecular function: GTP binding; GTPase activity. NCBI's taxonomy places the organism in Eukaryota, Viridiplantae, Streptophyta, Magnoliopsida, Malpighiales, Euphorbiaceae. The record is from RefSeq and is a predicted model, not a curated record.